Humulus lupulus (European hop) is the source of this 1510-nucleotide messenger RNA. RefSeq lists its product as uncharacterized. The transcript is spliced from 3 exons. Bases 9 to 1259 code for a protein of 416 amino acids. The record is from RefSeq and is a predicted model, not a curated record. NCBI's taxonomy places the organism in Eukaryota, Viridiplantae, Streptophyta, Magnoliopsida, Rosales, Cannabaceae.
UAGAGGCUAUGAAUGGAGAGUUUUUUGGGACCAAAGCCUGCAAGAGCAUGUUGCUUGAACCAAGAAACGCUUAUGGAUUAGAGUUGAAUAACUUGGCUGUAAAGAUUGAUGGAAUAGAUUACACAAAGCUCUACACUUGCUCAAAAACUCCAUGCUUGAACUACGAGUCUUUGGGGUUUGUUAGCUUUUUCAAGAACUCAAUCUGUGCUUGUGGAAAAACUAUGGACAACAUACUGCCAAUGAAGUAUGCAGAUGGAGAUGUGUUUGGGAAUUUCAUUAGUGGAACAAAAAGGUUUAUUAUAAGUGAUGAUUUGCAAGUACUACCAGCAUCAAUAUCUAAUGCUCGUUUCUUGCUUCUAAGACAAGGCCUCGGAGAUCAUACCAGUGUCUAUGAGUGGAAUAUUAAUGUUGGUCUCCAAGAGGUUUUGCGGCUACUUCAUCACUCACUACUCUCCAAGACACCCUUAACAGCUGCUUUUCUGCCAAAGGCUGAUCAGAAUAUGAAUAUCGUUUUCUCACCGGAUUCAUUUCACACGCCUUGGCCUUACCAAUGUCCGGUGAUUAACAGCCAUUCCAGCUCUCAACACAAGUUGAAUGUGAAACUAUGGAUUAGCAAGUCAACAAAGAGAGUGAUAUGCAUUGAAGCAAAAGAAGAUUUCGUUGAUUUUCUGUUCUCCUUCCUCACCAUUCCCUUAGGUUCAGUCAUCAAGCUAUUUAAAGGGAAUUCCUUACUGGGAAACAUAGAUAACUUGUACAAGAGUGUACAAGAAAGUAGUGCUAUAUCCACAAGAUGUAAGGAGAUGCUUCUUAGUCCUAAGGUUGAACGCAUGUUUGGUUGUGAAAACCAAUUGCUUGAAGUGAAUGAAGAGGUGACUCCAACAGAGUUUGCUUACACCAAGUCCUACGCUUGUAGUUUACAAAACAACUCUACAUGCUGUCUCAUUCAAUAUCAGAGGCUGAGACUAAUGAAUCCCAAAUGUCCAGGCAUGACCAAAACGGGUGGUGGUUUCGUAAGAUCACAACGGUGCUUUUUGGUCACGGAUAGUCUUGAAGUAGAACUCCUUUCUCCAGCAUCUGGCAUGAGCAGACUUGAGAUUCCCUUUACAGACUUGGAGUUCCUGCCCAUAGCAGUAGGAAGAAAAGAGGCUUUAGCUAUUUUCAAAGCAGCUAUGACCACCCGAAGUGUUCUCACUCAAGCUUUUAGCUCAAUGGUGAACAACAUCAAUAAUCUGUAUUCAAAUAAAUAUUCAAGGGUGUGAUUUUGUCCAGUGCUAACACUCGGUUUGGGAUAGACUUGGUUGGAGCGUCUAUGAAUAGAGUUUAUUUGCUUGCUCGGCGUUGACAAUACUAUGUCUAUUUGAGUUUAUAUGGCUAUUUUUUCUAAAACAAAUGUAGUAUUAUAAUCCUUAUUAAUUAAUCUAACCAUCCCACUUAACUACCAACUGUCAUUAUGGUAGUUAAUUAUGUUACAACUUAUUCCACCCAUGUGUUAUUGAGAUUGAGUGGUGAG